UGGAAAAGGUGGGCAAGUCACUCAGGAACAUCAAAGAAGAUUCAUUACCCUCAGUCUGAAAUUUUGUUUAGAAAAGAAGCACAAGGGAGUUCCCUUCCAGACCAAACACCUGUGGUCAUAACUUCUGAGUGUGCUGGAAGCAGAUUGCACGUGUUCGCCCUGCUCCGUGCUCCUGGUUUGACCCAGAGGGCAAAAAGAAAUAAUGGUGACAACACCUAAUAGGACUGGGGUGCUCAUGCCCUUUCAUUGCUAAACCCCCAGUUACUGUCCCUUUCUCUUCCCUCCGCCCCUUGGUUUCCUUUUGCUUUGGUCCUGAAAUUUGAGGUUGGUUUUCGUUGUGUUUUUUUUUUCGUCCUGAUGAGGGCACCACUGCAGACCAUGAUGUGCCUGGGGUUGUGGGCAGCUGCCCUGCUCUGCUUGAUUUCCCCUGGCACCGUGCGAGGUGACUGCUGGCUGAUUGAGGGGGACAAAGGUUAUGUGUGGCUGGCCAUCUGCAGCCAGAACCAGCCCCCGUAUGAGACCAUCCCCCAGCAUAUCAACAGCACGGUGCACGACUUGCGUCUCAACGAGAAUAAGCUCAAAGUGGUGCUGUACUCCUCCCUCAACCGCUUCGGCAACCUGACCGAUUUGAACCUGACCAAGAAUGAGAUCUCCUAUAUUGAGGAUGGGGCUUUCAUGGGCCAGUCAAACCUCCAGGUUUUACAGCUGGGUUACAACAAACUCACCAACCUGACAGAGGGCAUGUUGCGGGGCAUGGCUCGUCUCCAGUUCCUCUUUGUGCAGCACAACCUAAUUGAGCUGGUAACCCCUACUGCCUUCUCCGAGUGCCCCAGCUUGAUUAGCAUUGACCUGUCAUCUAACCGUCUCAGCCGCCUGGAGGGGAACACUUUCACCAGCUUGAGCAAUCUGAUGGUGUGUGAGCUGGCUGGCAACCCCUUCAACUGCGACUGUAGCCUCUACAGCUUUCUCAACUGGCUGGCACUCUUCAACAAUGUCACCAAGAACUAUGACCGGCUCCAGUGUGAGACUCCUCGGGAGUUUGCUGGGUACCCCCUUCUGGUACCUCGGCCUCACCACAACCGCAAUGCCAUCACCAUAUUCCAGUCCAUGUGCAGAGGCGGCACCAUCCCCUCCCUCUCCAGGGUCAACCCCACCCCUUAUACCCCUGACUCCCAGCGAGACCUGGAUGAGGGCUCAGCCAUCAGCCCUGGGGACUUCCUCUCAGUCAAGCCUCCAGCCUCCUCCACUACUGACUCGUCCUUCAGUCCUAGCAUCAAGCUCCAUGAUGUCACCAUCACCUCAGCCAUCCUGAUGGUAACCAUCCCCAUGCCCUACAGUAAGAUGUAUGUGCUGGUCCAAUACAACAACAGCUACGUUUCUGACAUAGCAACACUGAAGAGCAAGAAGGAAUAUGUCACUGUCAACAAGUUGAAGGCCCACACUGAUUAUACUUUCUGUGUGGCCUCCAUCCGCAACAACAGGCGCUACAAUCACACUUGCCUGACCUUUGCAACCCGGAGCAAAGGCAGGGAGGACCCUAUUUCCAGUACUUCUACCACCACACACUAUAUCAUGACCACUCUGGGUUGCCUCUUUGGGAUGGUCAUAGUCCUGGGGGUGGUUUACUACUGCCUGCGGAAGCGGAGGAUGCAGGAGGAGAAACAGAAGUCCCUCAAUGUCAAAAAGACCAUACUGGAAAUGCGUUAUGGAUCAGAUAUUGAUACCAGUACCAUGGUCCAUCCUUCCCAGAAGCUGGGUGAGCCACCAGUCAUCCCUGUCUCACGGAUGUCCUCCAUCCCUUCCAUGAUUGGGGAGAAGUUGCCCCCAUCAAAGUCAAUGGAUGCUGGGAUGGAGACUCCUAAAGUCACCACUAAAGGUAACUACAUUGAGGUGCGGACUGGUGGUGGGGAUGGGCUGGAACGAGCCCAGCGGGAUGAGGACCUGAGGGAGCUUGACAAUGGGCAAGGCUCAGCUGCUGAGAUCUCUACUAUAGCCAAGGAGGUAGACAAGGUCAACCAGAUCAUCAACAACUGCAUUGAUGCCCUCAAGCUGGACACAGCCUCUUUCCUGGGUGGUGGAACUGGUGUUGACUCAGACAUGGCCUUUGAGUGCCAGUCCAUCCCAGCCAGUUCCUCGGGUGGGCUAGAGCGGCCCAGCUUUCUUUCCCCACCCUACAAGGAAAGCUCCCACCACCCGUUGCAGCGCCAGCUCAGUGCUGAUGCUGCCGUGGCCAGAAAGACCUGCAGUGUCUCCUCUAGUGGCUCCAUCAAGAGCGCCAAGGUCUUCAGCUUGGAUGUGCCUGACCACCCACCACUCAGCAAGUCUGACUCCAAAUACAUUGAGAAGGGCAGCCCACUCAACAGCCCUUUGGAUCGUCUUCCCUUGGUGUCCCCGGGCGCCAUCCACCACUUGGAGGUCAAGCCUUCUUACCAUUGCAGUGAGCACCGUCACUCCUUCCCAGCCCUGUACUAUGAGGAAAGCGCUGACACCUUGAGCCAGCGGGUGUCAUUCCUCAAGCCACUCUCCCGGUCCAAGCGAGACUCCACGUACUCCCAGCUCUCCCCCAGACACUACUUCUCAGGCUACUCCUCCAGCCCUGAGUACUCAUCAGAGAGCACCCACAAGAUUUGGGAGCGAUUCCGGCCUUACAAGAAGCACCACAGGGAGGAGGUUUACAUGGCAGCUGGGCAUGCCCUGCGGAAGAAAGUUCAGUUUGCCAAGGACGAGGAUCUGCAUGACAUCCUGGAUUACUGGAAAGGAGUCUCUGCUCAGCAGAAGCUGUGACUCUCCCUCGCUCUUUCCAAGGAAACAAUACAAAACAAGACCCCCUCCCCAACAACCAGAAAAAAAAUAUGCCACUUGACUGUGAAAAAUAAACCAACAACAAAAUACUCCCGACAAAUACAAAACUGACAAAAUUGUUUCUUAAAGUUUACAACAACAACAGAAAACUCUCACACACACAGACACACACAGACACACACACACACGCCGAAUUGUCUCUACUGUGUUACGGGGACCAUUGUUCUGCCUGCAGAUGAUUGGGAGGAGCGUCCUGCUCUGACACUGUGGUAACAACACUGGAGUGUGGGUGGGUGGGAAUGGCCCGGGAGGGGGUGGUGGCGGUGGCAGGGGAAGGUCAGGGAUGGACACUCACUGGGCAUGAACCUCAGCUGUGAACUAUUGCGCUUUCUGUUCCUGUUGAGGGCUGAUUUUUCUUUUGGGUGGAAGGGGAGGACUUUGGUUUAGAAAGCUUCUCUGCCCACCUGAUACACCUACUUUUCCAAAUCUUCCACCACUAUUUUUUUCCAUAUUUCCUUUGGCAGUGGAGGCUUUUCUCUCUCUCCCGUACCCUUCCAAGAUAUGUGGGAUUUGUUGGAAGUAGUUCUCUCACUUCUUUUCCUUUUCCUCUUCCUCUUCCCUACCCUUCUCUGUUAGGGCUCCCUAGGCUUGCACUUUCUGUCUGGAUACUUCACGAACCUCCAUCCUCCUUGAAGGAAGGAGAGGAGGUGCAAAGAGCUGAGGGAGGUACGGCUUGCCGCACAACAGGCUCUAUGCUCUUGCUGCUCUUCCUCCUUCCCUUCUCCUGCCAUGUCAUUGCUGAUGAACACCAGCAAUUCCACAGUGAUGUGCAUUCUCCAGUCCUGCUCAGAGCGAAUGUUCUGCCAGUUGGUGCAGCAUAUGAAUAUGCUCUUUGGCAUGGCAAGCCAGGUCCUCAAGGAGUGGUGGAGGAAAAGGCAGAAAGGUUCUGUCUCUCAGUGGUGUAAAGGGUUCCCAUGUCUCCAUGAGUGUCACAGGUCAGAGGUCCUCCCCACCAUACCCAUCUAUGCUCUGGCUGCCCUUGCGCAGUGGGUUUGGUAUUCUCUGUUCAUGCCUCCCUUACUAUGAGGAAGAGACUUGGAGAGGAGCUGAGCAGAGCAAGUUCUACACGAAGCUUCUGCAGCUCUUCCCAACUGACUUGCACCAUGGACUGUAGGGUGGGUGUGCAUGAGAAGAGCAUCACCCAUCCUCCUCACUUGCAAGUGGAUGUGAAGAAUAGGAUUUCAAUUGCUCACUUCACUGGGUUGACAGAAAAUCCACCAAGUGGCUUCCUCUUGCAUAGGCCAUGGACACUCUGGUGUGGAUAGGAGACAGCCUAGGGUGAAGGCAGGAGCAUAGGAAACAAAAGGGAUGUGAGAAUGGGGCCUGGGAGGACCCCAGUAAUGGCUCCAGGAGAAGCUCCUUUUGUGUAUGCAGCCACACUGUGUCUGCUGGGAUAGAAGAGGAUACCGGCCUCUGGAUGGCAGUGCUCCUUUGAAUACAUCAUGAGAGUCAGAGCAACUUAUCACCUCCUAAAUCCUCCACCUCCUCACAGUUAGCUGUGACAAACUUUUCUUAGGGAUCCUUUAAUGUCUUGGCAAAAACCUGGUUUCACUUGCUAGGUGCCAACCUCUGUCCCUUGGAUAGAAGAUCUGCCACAGAGGUGGGAAGGAGCCUACUGCCCUCUACACUUCAUCCCAUUUCUGAGCAGCCCAACAAAGCACAAUCUUGGCACCAUUUCCCCCAAAGUUUUCUUGCCAGGCAGGGGUGCUGCCUGCUGAGUGCAUCUUUAUGCAGCACGGUGGGCCUCCUCUCCAUGAGCUGCACACCCUGAUUCUUGACAAUCGUUCACCUCUAUCAGGAUGAAGGUGAGGGCCUGUGUUGUGUUGGCCUUUCCUAUGUGGCUAUUUGCUUUUUGAGGUGCUCCUCAGGAGCCCCAGUAUUUUUGGAGGCCCUGGGAGAAGUAUGAGGGUGUAGGAGCUUCUCUGGGAGGGAUUUACAUGCUGCCUGCAGAGAACCUGCCUGUUAUCUGUCAGUAGUGGCACUGCCAGCUGUGAGAGCUGGUUUCUAUGCCACAGGUGACAUAACUUCAUCUUCUGUAAGUAAAGAGCAGUAGUAGGCAGAACCUGGUAUGUGAAAACCAGAGCAGGGAUUCCCAAGGUCUAAACUUGUGAAGAUCUGUGGGGUUCCUUCCUUGUAGGGAUACUGAUGGUAACAAUCCUAAGCCAGGUCCUGAUCCCAUUGCCUCAGCCUCCUUCACUGUCAGCUUGCUUCCCCACAGUCUAGGCAUUGUUUUUCCUCGACUCCAGAGGUAUUCAUGGGACUGACUCCACACUGUAAGAGCCAGUCCAACCCAGAGGAAGGUGGGGGUGUGCACACAUGGGUGUGUGUGCACACACACGUGUGUGUGCGCAUGUGUAUAUGUGCAGGAGGAUGAAGGGAAGUCAAGUCACUUCUGCCAGGUGUCCCUCCAUGUUGGGACAAUGCAGCAAAUCAAGACAGGUAAAUGCUGUGAGAGAUGCUUAGGCACAGCAGAGACCUCUCCAGCUACCACAUGGAGAAGGCCCAGCGGUCUUCCAGCAUGGCAACCAUCCAAGCAGGAAAGACUAAUGGCUGGGGCACAGAACUGGACAGGAGAAGGGGGAUGACAGGCACGGGGGGAUGGAGUUCUGUUCCUCUCCCCACCUCUUCCCUCCCUGUGCUUCUCUGCUGUAUUGUCUUGUAAUCAGUUCUGCUCAGUCUAUAUUUUUUGGGGAAGCAUUAACCUGUAGUGGUUUCUGCUCCCUCCCCUCAUUACCCCAACAAGGCAGAAAAGAAAGGUCAAGGGAUACAGCUAUCAUCAGGCCCUUCUUUUGCCUGUGGUGGGGGUAAGCCUGGGUAGGAGAGACAAGCCAUUUCUCUCCCAACUGUAGCCCACACUCCAAACCAAUGGGUGAAGUUUGCACAAGAUGGACUGUUCUGUGGGAGGAAGAGGGCAAGGAAGGGGAACAAAGUGUCCCACCUUCCUUCCUCCUCCCUUCUUCCUUGUCGUGCUCCCUCCCCAGGGACGAGGGCUCACAAAGUGAUGCCAGCCCUGUUGGAGGAAAGCAGAUUUAACGUUCUAUUUGCAUGACGAUUUUACUGUAUUUUUCUGAGCAAACACCUGUUGUGUAUGUGCCAGUUUGUUGGAAUUUAAUCUCCUCCCCCAAAGUCUCUCCCAUCCUUGUUCCUGUUUUCCCUGCUCCUUUCAUUCAUCCCUGAUGUGAUUUUAUGACAGACUCCUACCAGUUUGGGAGGGAACACACCCCAAAGAGAACCCAACCCAAUCAGCCCCAUAAAAAACAUUCCUUCUUCUUUCCAGUGUCCCCCUCCCCUUGCCCCAAAUGUGGUCUCUCAGCUGCUUUCCAGGGUUGUGUGCGUGAAGGGGGAUGUGUUAUAUACCAAAGGCCUGCUCUUUCUAGUGGUCAUGGUUUCUCCUAAUUAUUUAGAAAUAGGAGUGAGGCCCAUCAAGAUAGAUCUCAUAGGAGAAAUGGCCACUACCAUCCCCAUGCCCUGGUUGCUCUUUCCCCAAGUCUACAAGCAAGGGUAUUCUUGCAGGAACAAGGAGUGCUUCAGCUGCAGGGAAACCUCUGAUACAGUGAAAGCUUGAUGUGGAGCUGGUUGCAAUCACCAGAAGACCACCCACGACCAAUCUCAUUGAUUGCAGGGAACUCUGGAUUAGGUCUGUCCUACCCCUCGUCUCCCGUGGGUGGUCCUGGCAAGGGGCAGGGCAUGACGAAACCCUUAAGGCCUCUGUGGUAGGAAAAAGAAUGAAGAGACUGCUUGAAAUUUCUAAGCCCUCUAUGGCUUGGCUUUGGCAAGAGUUCCUCAGCCCUGCCUUCUCCCAGGGCAAAGUGGAUCGAUGGGGCAGAAACAGGACCAGCCCCUUUCAUACUUUAUUUCUGGGUUGGUGACUCUUGGCAGGAAAAACAGGAGUUUAGUUCACCUCACUGGAUGGCGUGGAGGGUGAGGAAUGAGGUUGGGUGCUGAUCUGUCCUCUUCCCCAAGAAACAGGCUCAAAAGAGAGCCUGGGCUGGGUUCCUGCACCCAGAAUAGUGAAGGUGAGACCCUAGGCCUGCUGUUCCAGGAGGGCAGAGCCCAUGCUGCCCCAGCUUAUGCUGCGGUGCCACACUCCCCUCCCCACUCUUCCAUGCUGAAUAAAUCCCUCCCGAGGCAGGUGUGAAAUAUUCAUGACUGACAAAUGAAGAUUUAUGUUGGGCUGAGGAGGCCUCUGUGUGUUUGCAAUGCUAAUCAGCCUGCCUUCCUGGAGGAGGCUCUGCCAGGCAGGCUUGGGGAAAGGAGGGGGAGAUGCAGGAGGGAAGGGGGAAAAGGAGCUGAGGAAGAGAGAGGGGAGGCAGACACAUCACGGGUGAGGAAGGUGUGGUGGGACCAAGGAAUGGGGAACAAAGGAGGGGACAGGUAGAGGGAGAUGGAGAGGGUGGAGAAGAGGGACAGGCUGUAAAGAUCAGGGAAGAGAUGGCUGCACUGGAAAGAAUGGGAUGGUAAAGGGAGAAAGGGACCAGCGAGAGAAAGGGUUGAGUGCAGGGGUGGAGGCUGUCUGAGAGCAGGUGGGGAGUAAGUCAGCAGUGCCUGAAGAAAAAAGCUGGGCAGACUUCAUGAUGAGCUGUGGCCACUCUCUGUAGGGCAGAGCUCAGCGCUACAGGGCGGGCAGCUGCCAUACGGGCAGGAGCUGGACCCAGGUCCCCGAAAGCACAUUUGCCAUGCUUGCUGCUGACCGGAAAGCUCAGCUGCAUCUGGAAGGACACACAGCCUCCGGGAACCUGGAGAACACCACUUCCACCGCCACCACCUGCUUCAGCACAAGCUGCACGCAAGGAGAGCCUCAUGGAGCCGUGUCCUCUUGCUGGAGGCAGCCUGCUGCUGUCCCACUGUCUGGGCAGGAGGGAGCAUCUUCAGGGUGGCUUGAUGUGGGACUGACACUGAGUGUCACCCUCCACUGGGCUAAGGGGGGGGUGGUGUCCCUUGUAGGGCUGGCGGAGCCUGCCCCACGUCAGCUGCCCCCUGCCCAUCCUGGCUGAGGCAGGUGUUUUUGGGUCUUUCCCUGAAGAAGGGGCAAAGGGGAGUGUCUGUGGCCUCCCCCGUACACACGCACGCACUCCCGCACCCCGUCCCUCCAGCCGCUUUGGCCUUGUACUGUGAGGGGCGUCCUCAGUCUGCCUCCCCCCCAACUUCCCCUGCCGCCCACCAUGGGGAGACCUCUCUGUACCUCUCCGUGUAGUGUCCCACCAGGGCAGCCCUCCACAGGGCCGCCCCAACCCAUCCCCCUGUCCCCGGGCGGAGAGAGGCCAAUCUCCGCCUGGCUUCUUCUUCUCCCACUGUGGGUGGGCACCUCCUCUCCUCCGUGCCCCGUGGUCCCCUCUCCCUCUGUCCCAUCCUUGCGCAUUUGGCUUGGCCUUUGCCUCCCCCAUAACUACCACCGCCACUGUGAGGCCUUGCUCUUGGGUGGCCUGACCCCCGCUGCCUGCUCUCCACCUUCCCCUGGGAGGAGAGGGAGAGGCUGGCUGGGUCAGAUCAGACCCUUCCAGGGCUGGUACGGCUGGUCCAUCCACAAGCACAGCACCUGGGGCGAGGGGGUGGGAAGGGGCGGGCAGCUGCCGGGCACAGAGCCGGGGGUAUCAGCCCUUGAAUGUAAGGAAGGGCCUGGGAGGCAGCUGCUGGGACUGGCUCCUUGUGGCCUCUUUGGUGUUCCUCCUUCCGUAACAACCCUGUGACCCCCCCUGGUUGUGUAUGGCCAAAUUUCAGUUGGAGCUAUGUUCUUUUAUUUUCUUCUUCCUUUUUUUUUUUCCUCUCCUUUCUUUUCUUCUCUCAUAUUUUUAUUUCUUUCUCUUUUCUUUCUCUUUUCUUUCUUUCUUUCUUUUCUUUUCCUGUUUUAAAACUGAAUGGCACGAAAUCGUUUUUCCUCAACUCGGAGAUUCCUGUAUGGAGAAAAUCAAUUUCUAUAUUUGCAAUAA
Messenger RNA from Chroicocephalus ridibundus (black-headed gull), 8789 nucleotides. RefSeq names its product extracellular leucine rich repeat and fibronectin type III domain containing 2 (gene ELFN2). Gene Ontology annotation, cellular component: plasma membrane. The record is from RefSeq and is a predicted model, not a curated record. Lineage: Eukaryota; Metazoa; Chordata; Aves; Charadriiformes; Laridae. The transcript has a single exon. The coding region runs from base 358 to 2784 and encodes 808 amino acids. Gene Ontology annotation, molecular function: protein binding.